AUGGCACGUGCUAAUAAUUAUACAGGCUACGAGCAAAAUGUUAAAGAGAGCUGUGCUUUCGCGUGGACGAUUAAAAAUAAUGAUUUUAAUAAACGUGGAUAUUUAGAAUCGCCAAUAUUCGGUACCGAGAUCAGUGAUAAACAAUUUUAUUUGACAUUGAUCCCUGCGAUACCGGUUGAUGAAACGGGCACUUGUUUGAACAUCAAGACCAAAAGUUUAUAUUUAUGCAGCAAAAACAUAGCUAAAACAUUAUUGUGCAAGUAUAAGUUAAAUAUUUUUGUCGAUGAACAAAAUGUUCAUUCAAGCGAGGAUUACAUCAUCAUCGACGAGAAUAAGUAUCCAAUAAUUUUACCGUCCGCCAUUAAUAAAUACAACGACGUUUUUUCACGAGGACGAAAAAUAAUUAUCGAAUGUGCAUUGACAUUGUCCAAAGGAAAUCUAAUGUCUUUUUUAGACUCUGAAUCUACGAUCAGCAAAAAGAUACCUAAACCAAACUUCGGCUGGAUAUUUCUCGAUGAAAAAUUUAGCGAUAUUGUGCUACAAACUGCAGGUGGAAAAGUAAUUCAUGCUCACAGGCUAGUGCUCGCUACAGCCAGUCCAGUAUUCAAAGACAUGAUGAGCAACGUCGAACAAAACCAAUCGAUUAACAUGAUGGAUAUCAGUUAUGAAGUUGCAGUGGAAAUGCUACGAUACAUCUACACAGGUGACGUUGAAAGUGGUGAAAUUUCUUUGACUAUUGAGCUUUUGUCAGCCGCUGACAAGUAUCAACUAGAACAUUUGAAAAAUAAGUGUGAACGAACAUUAGGCUCCAAUUUAUCGACAGGAAAUGCCGUUCUGAUUCACGAGAUAGCCGUGAGAUGCAAUAUGGAUUGUUUGAAACAAAAAGCAGCUGAUUAUAUCAAAUUAAAAAUUAAAAAACUUUAA
Trichogramma pretiosum is the source of this 924-nucleotide messenger RNA. Its product is annotated as protein maternal effect lethal 26-like. Gene Ontology annotation, cellular component: cytoplasm. Lineage: Eukaryota; Metazoa; Arthropoda; Insecta; Hymenoptera; Trichogrammatidae. The coding region runs from base 1 to 924 and encodes 307 amino acids. The transcript has a single exon. The record is from RefSeq and is a predicted model, not a curated record. Gene Ontology annotation, biological process: proteasome-mediated ubiquitin-dependent protein catabolic process; regulation of proteolysis. Gene Ontology annotation, molecular function: ubiquitin protein ligase binding.